Messenger RNA from Sordaria macrospora k-hell, 1329 nucleotides. RefSeq lists its product as uncharacterized. NCBI's taxonomy places the organism in Eukaryota, Fungi, Ascomycota, Sordariomycetes, Sordariales, Sordariaceae. The record is from RefSeq and is a predicted model, not a curated record.
AUGCUCGUCAAUAUGGGCCACCUUCACGUUCACAUUCACAAGAUGGGACGAUCACGCUCAUGCCACUUCAAAGAGGACAACGGGAGAUUUAGCAUAGCUUCCGCUCUCUCUCAACAUAUCAAAGACCUCCCCGCGCCGGCGCACACAUUUGCCCCAGCCCCUUCGUCACCCGUCAAAUCCAGCUUCAUCAGGAGGAGUCCCGCGCCGGCGGCACACACGUUGGACUCUUUGUCACCCACCAGAUCCAACUUCACCAGGAGGAGCAGUAACAAGUUCCACCCAGUAAGGCCAGCCCUGCCAGCCAUCUCCACCAUGAAGUUCUGGGACAAGAUCUUCCGUCCAGCAAUGCGUGAGCUGCAGAGGCGGGAGGGCCCAUCCAUUCCUUUGCCUGAGUACAACAUCCGGCACAGAUCCAGCUGGGAAGAAGUCGAGGACUGUCUUGUCAGGGCAUGGGCGCGUUACGACGGGGAUCUGGGCCGUCGCCGAGGGAAGUUUAAGGAUCAAUGUCGCCGGGCGGUAGCAGAUUACGGCCACGUGGGAAAGCAGGCGCUGAGGUUUGGGAAGGACCUGGAAUACAUGUCGGUGGUUCUGGGGAUUGUUGAGAUACUUGUUGACGCAGCAGUCGUAGCAUCAAGAGUACGCGAAUAUGCCAGGUCGGCUCUCGAGCUUAGAGAGCUCAAAUAUCAGUUUGGCCAGAUUGAGCUCCUUAUGAUGCUCCACCCACAUGACACGAAUAUCCAGGAAGCGGCGACGGGGCUUGUAGUUCACAUCCUCGAAGCCAUUGAAGAAGGUAUUGCCUUCUUCGUCAAGCCUAAACAUCGGCGUGCCGUGGCAGCCAUAGCACAGGGUGAUAAGUAUCAGCAACGGUUUCUCAACAAGCUGGAAAGCGUCAAAGUGAGCUGCGAGCGUCUCAGGGACAACGGGCAGCUAUCCAGCACGUACUUCAUGAUCCAUGCUUUCAAGAAGCUUCUCGAAGAUCAAGCAGCGAACAGAGGCACGCAGGGCGCAUAUGGACAUCAGGCACAACAACAGAUGGUCACUCUUGAAGUUCCUUGUCCUAGAACCAGUCACCUAGAAUUACUCGCCCAGAGACUGGAGGGUGGCCUUGACCGUCUCGAGACAUUCGGCCACAAGCUCGAAUCUGGAGUGUUGCGAGCCCUGUGCAGCAUUUCGUCGAGUGUCCCUCAUGUGCAUGACGUGGAUAGUCAGCAUCAACUCAGCCUGGAGCAAGAGUUGGAAGGACAUGACCACAUCAUCCGCGUGCUUUCGAAAGUGAAGAUGCUGGAGGAUGAAUCUGAUGACGAGGCCGAGGAAGCGUUCUCGGACUGA